AUGGGCCGCCGUCUGUCCGUGUGGCUGUGCACCGUCGCGGCGCUGCUCUCGGGGGCGCAGGCCAAGGGCACCCCGCUCCUCGCGCGGCCCGCACAGCCCAGUGCCUCCCGUUACAGCCUCUACACCACCGGAUGGCGUCCGCGGCUGCGCCCGGGGCCACACAAGUCUCUCUGUGCCUAUGUGGUACACAGGAAUGUGACCUGCGUCCUACAAGAAGGAGCAGAGAGCUAUGUAAAGGCUGAGUACCGGAACUGUGGGUGGGGACCCAACUGCCCUUCAACAGUCAGAUACCGCACAGUGUUCAGACCCAGAUACAAGAUUGGCUACAAGACCGUGACAGACCUGGCGUGGCGCUGCUGCCCUGGUCUUACUGGGGAAAGCUGCCCUGAACACCUCACAGACUAUGGAGCCACCCCACCCCACCAGGAGCCAGAGCCUCAGAUUCCCUUGGGGCAGCUGGGCCCAGGUCCCAGGCCUUCUCCUUACAGCAGAGAGGCCCCGCGCCCCCGUGGGAGAAAAGGCCAAGGGCCGUUUGGUGAGCAGCUAGAACGGCGCCUGUCGCAAGCAUAUGGCACUCUGAGUGGAUUGGUAGCCAGCCACGAGAAUCCCAAUAGGAUCACUGGUGACUCCAGGGUCCCUGUCGUACCUAUAGGCUUUGGGGUCAUCCCCGAGGGGCUUGUGGCCCCAGAAGACAGAGGCAGAAGACCACUCAUCCCUCCUCUGAGUGAGAUCCUGAGCAAGGUCACAGAGGUGAACAACACAUUACAGACCAAGGUGCAGCUGUUAGAUGAGGUGCGUGGGCUGGCCCUGGGGCAUGAGGCUCACCUGCAGCGGCUCCGGGAAGCCCCACCAUCCCCGCUGACCUCCUUAGCGCUCCUAGAGGAAUAUGUGGACCAGCGGCUGCAGCGACUCUGGGGGAGCCUGCUGGAUGGCUUUGAGCAGAAGCUGCAAGGUGUCCAGAGCGAGUGUGACCUUCGGGUGCAAGAGGUACGGCAGCAAUGUGAGGAGGGCCAGGCGGCCAGCCAGCGCUUGCAUCAGAGCCUCGAUGGCCGAGAGCUGGCCUUGCGUCGGGAGCUCUCCCAGCUGGGCACUCAGCUGCAGGGCUUGACUCUGACUGGUGGGGGCACCUGCUGCAGCCAACUGGCUUUGAUCAGUGCCCGGGUGGACAGCCUUGAGAGGAACCUGCAGGCUGUCACUGAGACCCAAGGCGGCCCGGGCACCCUGGCCGUGGAUGAGCUUGCGCGCCUCUCUGCAGCUAUGCUUCAGGGAGGUGUGGACGGGCUGCUUGAAGGCCUUGAGACUAUCAAUGGGACAGAGAAUGGAGCAAGGGGCUGCUGUCUGAGAAUGGAGGUGGGGGGCUGGGAUGUCGGUGGCUUCGGGUCCACGCUGGAACAGCGAGUUCAGAGCCUAGAGGAGCGGCUGGCAACUCUGACCGGAGAGCUAAGCCCCGAGAGUGCCGUACCAGACAGAUCAGCGCGGCCGCUUGUUCAUUCAGAACUAGCAGUGCUGGAACAAAGGCUGGUGUCCCUGGAGACCUCAUGCACCCCAAGUACCACCACAGCCAUCCUGGACAACCUCGUGGCAGAGGUGAAGGCCUGGCAGAGCCGGAGUGAGGCUCUCCUACACCAGGUGGCUCGUCACACUGCCCUGCUCCAACAGCUCAAUGGCACAGUAGCUGAAGUCCAGGGGCAGCUGGCAGAAGGGACAGGCAGCUCACUACAAGGGGAGAUCACUCUCUUGAAAGUCAACCUGAACUCAGUGAGCAAGUCACUCACGGGCCUCAGCGACUCUGUCAGCCAGUACUCUGAUGCCUUCUCGGCUGCCAACACAUCCCUGGAUGAACGAGAACGAAGAGUGGAAGCCGAGGUCCACGCCAUCCAGGAACAGAUCAGCAGCCAGGGCUCACGGCUUCACGCUGGCCACAGGCAGGUCCUGAACCUGCGAGGGGAGUUGGAGCAACUCAAGGCUGGCAUGGCCAAUGUGGCUAGAGGGUUGAGCCGCUGCCGGGACACAGCCCAGGAACUCCAGCAUACAGUGGGCCACUUUGACCAGAGGGUGGCCCAAGUGGAAGGAGCAUGUGAAAGGCUGGGCCUGUUGGCAACCCACCUGAACAGUCUGCCUACUGAGCAGCUGAGGUCCAGGGAGGGCCUGUGGGGCCACAUAGACAAGCUGAACCACACGUUGGCCCAGCACACACAGGAUAUCGCCCGGCUCCGGGAUGACCUGUUGGACUGCAGAGCUCAGCUGGCUGAGGUGAGGCCAGGGCGAGCUGAUUAG
Messenger RNA from Mus caroli (Ryukyu mouse), 2277 nucleotides. It is a transcript of the gene Emilin3, whose product is annotated as elastin microfibril interfacer 3. NCBI's taxonomy places the organism in Eukaryota, Metazoa, Chordata, Mammalia, Rodentia, Muridae. Gene Ontology annotation, molecular function: protein binding. Gene Ontology annotation, cellular component: extracellular matrix. The record is from RefSeq and is a predicted model, not a curated record.